AUGGCUGAUGGAAAUAUAACACCUGACGUUCUAGAACAUUUAUCUCAAAGAACUACACAGAACCAUAGAGAUGGUAUAUUUGGUGAAGAGUUUAGAAAGAAAGUUAGGGAGGGAGAAGGAAGAGAACCUAUUGUACAUGACCUUGCAAACGAAAGUUUACAAAAUGUCAUAAAAACUUACUUUGCAGACAAUGAACCGAGAAGGGAUGAAUAUUUAAGAAAACUCAAAUGGACAGUACCAAAUGAAAUGUUAGUAUUGAAAAACAUGUUCCUUGACAAAAUAAAACCAACUACAGAAAUAAACGACGCAAGACUGAAAGAUUGGGUAAAAGCUUUCCCAUUCACAAAAGAUAUAGUUGGUAACAUGGAAAGAAAACCAGAAUGGCUACAAAAACAUAUAUUUGGAAACGAGCUUAUUCCAUAUGGACAGGCACUGUUUGAAGAGCUUGAACCAGAAACUCAGGAAAGAGUCAUGCAAACAAUACGCGAAGACUCAAAUACAGACUAUGACAAACUCUUUCUAGGAUAUAGGUUACCUGAGAUGGGCGACCAGAGCCAAAAGGCAAAAAGGACAUGGGAAAUUUGCAACAUACUAGAUGAACAUAAUGCAAAGAUGCAACAACUUCAAGCAGAGGGCAAUGAAGGAAAAAGAAGAGUUAAAAACUCAGUCAGGAAGAAAGUAAAGCUUGGUCCACGUGGGUUCUAUUAUGACAUAUAA
Messenger RNA from Trichomonas vaginalis G3, 717 nucleotides. Its product is annotated as protein of unknown function, DUF4106 family. The record is from RefSeq and is a predicted model, not a curated record. The transcript has a single exon. The coding region runs from base 1 to 717 and encodes 238 amino acids. Lineage: Eukaryota; Parabasalia; Trichomonadida; Trichomonadidae.